Molecule: messenger RNA, 1905 nt
Organism: Limanda limanda (common dab)
Lineage: Eukaryota; Metazoa; Chordata; Actinopteri; Pleuronectiformes; Pleuronectidae
Gene: ntn2
Product: netrin 2
Exons: 6
Coding region: 1-1905 (634 amino acids)
Molecular function (GO): protein binding
Source: RefSeq, a predicted model, not a curated record
AUGAGGGAACCCUGGAGGUUCCUGUUGGGCCUCUACCUCUUGGCCUGCACAUUCUCCACCCACAGUGCCACCAAUCCCUUCGCCGGGCAGCAAAACCCUCCGGACCCGUGCUACGACGACACAGGUGCAGCCCGCCGCUGUAUCCCCGAGUUUAUCAACGCUGCCUUUGGUAAAGAGGUGGCGGUGUCCAGUGUCUGUGGCCGGCCUUCAUCGCGCUCCUGUAGCGUGGUGGAGCGCGGGGACGAUCGACCCUCUGUGCGCUCGUGUCAAAUCUGCGACGCGGCCGACCCCCGCCGUGCCCACCCGGCCUCCUACCUCACCGACCUCAACUCAGCACACAACCUCACCUGCUGGCAGUCGGAGAAUCUGAACACCUCUCCGUACAAUGUGACUCUCAGCCUUUCGUUGGGGAAAAAGUUUGAAAUCACCUACGUCAGCCUGCAGUUCUGUUCGCCACGACCAGAGUCCCUGGCCGUAUACAAGAGCAUGGACUAUGGCAAGACCUGGAUGCCCUACCAGUUCUACUCCUCUCAGUGCCGGCGCAUGUACAAUCGGCCCAACAAAGCAACAAUUACCAAGCAGAACGAGCAGGAGGCUCUAUGCACAGAUGGCCACACUGACCUCUAUCCUCUCUCUGGUGGACUCAUUGCUUUCAGCACUCUGGAUGGACGGCCCUCUGGGAAAGACUUUGACAACAGCCCGGUCCUCCAGGACUGGGUGACGGUCACCGAUAUCCGCGUGGUGUUCAACCGGCCCCAGCUUCCCCGGGAGCUGGCGCUGGGGGCUGGCAGCAACAGCGGAGGGAGGGACGACGACCCCAUGGCGGUGACAUCGACACUGCCAACUUAUUUCUAUGCAGUGGGAGACUUCCAGGUGGGCGGGAGGUGUAAAUGCAACGGACACGCCUCGCGUUGUCUAAAAGACAAGGAAGGCAAACUGGUGUGUGACUGCAAACACAACACGGAAGGGCCUGAAUGUGACCGCUGCAAACCCUUCCACUACGACCGGCCGUGGCAGAGGGCCAACGCCCGCGAGGCCAACGAGUGUCUGGCGUGUAACUGUAACCUUCACGCCCGUCGCUGUCGAUUCAACAUGGAGCUGUACAAGCUGUCGGGGAGGAAGAGCGGAGGAGUGUGUAUGAACUGCCGCCACAACACCGCGGGACGCCACUGCCACUACUGCAAGGAGGGCUUCUACAGAGACAUGGCCAGAACCAUCACUCACCGACGAGCGUGCAAAGCCUGUGACUGCCACCCUGUGGGCGCAGCAGGCAAGACGUGCAACCAGACCACUGGACAGUGCCCCUGCAAGGACGGCGUCACCGGCAUCACCUGCAACCGCUGCGCCAAGGGCUACCAGCAGAGUCGCUCACCUGUGGCCCCCUGCAUCAAAAUCCCAGUGGCCAACCCCACAGCUGUGGUGAGCAGCACAGAGGAACCAGCAGAUUGUGAGUCCUAUUGUAAACCAGUGAAGGGCAACCUGAAGAUCAAUAUGAAGAAAUAUUGCAAGAAAGAUUAUGCGGUCCAAGUGAACGUCCUGGACAUGGAGACCAUUGGGGACUGGGCCAAGUUCUCCGUCAACGUGGUGUCUGUGUACAAGAGCCGCGGCGAGCCCCUGAAGCGAGGAGACAACAUCCUGUGGGUACACAUGAAGGACCUGGCCUGCAAAUGCCCCAAGAUCCAGAUGAGCAAGCGCUUCUUGGUGAUGGGCGGUAGCGACGGAGGAACGGGCCCAGGGGCGGGUCCAGGGGUUGGCACCGCGGGUGGUGCCGCCAGCACGGGGGCGGAGCGAGUGGGCCUGAUGGCCGAUAAGAACAGCCUGGUGAUCCAGUGGAGGGACGUUUGGACGAGACGUCUGAGGAAGUUCCAGCGCAAAGAGAAGAAGGGGAAGUGCAGCAAAGCGUGA